Messenger RNA from Chelonia mydas (Green sea turtle), 3925 nucleotides. RefSeq names its product collagen triple helix repeat containing 1 (gene CTHRC1). The coding region runs from base 139 to 852 and encodes 237 amino acids. The transcript is spliced from 4 exons. Lineage: Eukaryota; Metazoa; Chordata; Testudines; Cheloniidae. The record is from RefSeq and is a predicted model, not a curated record.
GGGAGCUCAGGCUCCGGGCUGUGAAAGGCUCAUUUAUCCAGCGCGCUGCUGCGGGGCGCUGCAGACACUGACUAAUCCCCCCGCACGCUCGCUCUGCUCCCAGCCAGCCCGGCCCCGCGCCCCCGGCAGCCCCGCACCAUGCGCUCUCCGCCCGCCGCCGCCUCGCUGCUCCUGGCCGCGCUGCUGCUGCUGGUUGCCCCGCCGCUCGGGGAGUCCGAGAGCCCGAAGGGGAAGCACAAGCCGCUGCGCCAGAGGGAGGUGGUGGACUUGUAUAAUGGAAUGUGUUUACAAGGACCUGGUGGUGUUCCUGGACGAGAUGGAAACCCUGGAAUCAAUGGAAUUCCUGGGACACCUGGAAUCCCUGGUCGGGACGGGUUGAAAGGAGAAAAAGGAGAAUGUAUGCGAGAAAGCAUUGAGGAGUCUUGGACACCCAACUUUAAGCAGUGUUCAUGGAGUGCGCUGAAUUAUGGCAUAGAUCUUGGGAAAAUUGCAGAAUGUACAUUCACAAAGAUGCGCUCUAACAGUGCUCUAAGAGUUCUCUUCAGUGGAUCACUUCGACUCAAAUGCAAAAAUGCAUGCUGCCAGCGGUGGUAUUUUACAUUUAAUGGAGCCGAAUGCUCUGGGCCACUUCCUAUUGAAGCCAUAAUUUAUUUAGACCAAGGAAGCCCAGAGCUGAAUUCAACUAUUAAUAUACAUCGCACUUCUUCAGUGGAAGGACUUUGUGAAGGAAUCAGCGCUGGGUUGGUGGAUGUUGCUAUCUGGGUUGGUACUUGUGCAGAUUACCCAAGAGGUGAUGCUUCUACUGGAUGGAAUUCAGUCUCUCGUAUCGUCAUUGAAGAGCUGCCGAAAUAAAAGUUUUUUCCAAACCUCCUUAUAACCCAUCGUUCCCAAGCCCCCAUAUCAAUUUUUUAUACACAUUUUGUACAAUUUACUUUGAAAUUGAAUAGUUCUCUGGAGCUUUGUAAGCAUCUGGCCAGAAUACACAAGCUUGCUUACAAGCACCCUAGUUGAAUUUUUCCAGCUGAACUGUUUAACAUGUAGCCACAUCACUGUUAAACACACCUGGCAAGUUCUUCUACCAUAUAAUUUUAGAACAAAUAUUAGAAACAAGUUUGUCCAGUUUUAUUAUCAUUUGGACUGAAUAUUUAUCACCCUUGUAAAAACUGUAGAUUAAAUCUUUUUAUAUCUGUUGAAUAAAUAAGACCUUUUACAAAAAGAGGCAAAAAUCUAGGCUAUUUUAUUGUCAGCAAAUUGCAAACGGUUUUACUUUUUACAUGGCUAUUAUGAAACAGGUGUAUUAGAGUAGCUUGACGGACAUGAAAGUAACAUUUGUGGAGAAAAUACUAUACUUUAUUCAUUUUAGAUUUCAAGAGCAUUAUUUAAAAGCAUCAAAUCAUAUUAUACGAACCUGAUUGUAUUACUGUAGCACUAGAUCAUUCAACUUUACUAUAGUUCUACUAUAGAUUCAACUCCCAUUGAUGUUAGUGAGAGUUGGAUCCAGGACAAUAAUAAGCAUAAAAUAUCUCAUUUUAAAAGAUUAAGUUUUUAGCAUACCAUUUUGGCUUUUUCCCCACUAAGUUAAAUAACUCAUUAAGAGGUUCUCAACACCCAAUUUAUUUUUAGUAUGAAAGUCAGUUUCACCGAAGAAGACUAAUAAUGGUGAAUAUAUUGGAUAAUUUUACUACAACAAAGGUUGAUUUACCUUAAUAAUUAAGGUAUUUCAUUUCCCUAACAAACUAGUUUAUUUCAGAGUCUUCUUAGCCAGUCACCAUGUAUCACCUUGGUGCUAAGAUAAUUAUAAAUCAGCAACACAAAAGUAUGAAGUGCGUUACACAUUAAUAGAAAUGGAGAAAAUAAAUAAGGGUAGGCUCAAAUGCCUCACUCUGUAUGGCCUUCAGAAUAGUUUGCAAGUGUUGGAAGCAAUCACGCUACAAAGGUGAUGUGUUCAGUCUCAUAAGACUAGAUAAAGAAAAUGAUCAUGUUGAUCAUUCAGCAUGUCUCAUAGCUAACUGUAGCAUUUUAAGUAUUCACUCCAAAAUGCAGCUGUCAAGUGACAGUAUCCACAAAAGUAGGGCUCUUAAAUUUUUACAAAGGAAAAAAAAGGUAAGUGGUUAGAAAGAACUCAAAUUUUGCACUGAAGAGCCAAACCAAAGGAAAAGUCACAAAGCAUGUAUAACAUGCGAAAGUGUAAUGACUAGUUUUCCCUAGAAUUAAAAAGAAAAAAAUCCUGCACAGCUUAGAUUCAGGUUUUAACUUUUUUAAAAGAAAUACUUUGGCUCAGCCAGGUUCUGAAGAGAAUAUGCAAUACAUAUUUCUUUAAGAUUGUCACAGCAUUUCCCUCUCAAAUUUCUACCUCCAUUUUGCAGUAAGUUGGUACUAUAUAAACGAACCUAAAGCUAGGAGGGCUGUCACGCUCUUCUACCUGGAAAUAAUAUCAGUGCUGCCGCUGAAGUCCAGCAAGCUAUACAGCUGAUAGAUCUCCCCAGAACUUUGUUCAUUGCCACUGUCUUCAUGGGGUUUCAAAGUAUAUUCUGAUCUUCGAGUGGUUAACACCACAAUGCCCUACUGAAUUAGUCCUACAUAUUAUGUACUUGAUAUGUUCUUAAAUAAAAACCUCAUAAGGCACACAAAGUUAACAACUGCAUUACACAGAGAUGUUAAGCUUCGUAAUUCACAUGGUGGCCUUAGAGCAAGAUCAAUUAUCAUUCAAAUGUAAAUAUAAAAAAUGCCUAUAUAAUAAAGAAGGCCAGCUAAUGGAACCUAACAGUAUCCCAUUUCUGCUGAAUGCCAACAAUUUCAUAAUUUAGACAUUUAUGUUCUCAGGUCUGUGUGAGUGGGAGUAGGAAUGGGUUAUUUAUUAUUUGUAUUACUGUAGCACCUGGGAGCUCUAGUCACAGACCUGGACCCCACAAUGCUAUGUGCUGUACAAACACAGAACAAAGACAGUCCCUGCCCCAAGAAGCUUAGUUAUUAAAGACUUAAACAUGUACAAAAGAUUACCCAAGAAGGCAGUCAGAUUAGUCAAUUGAAACAAACAUUCCUCUCAAUAUCAAGCUACUCUUCAAAUGGUUGAAUUAAGAAUGCUCAACAUUUUAACGUUUGCAAUGUCCUAAAUUCCAGGGUCAUAAAAUGAAAUCAAUUCCUCCGCUCCAAAUUAAUUCUUAUGUAUAAGGAACUUGUCAUAGGUUACAUUAGCUUGCUAUGAAAGGAUGAGCUUUCGGAAUAAUCAAUUUCCUAAGCAAUAAAAAAGGUAAACCAGUUGCCUGGCUCCAAGUUAUUUAACUUACAGGCUGAAUAAUUCUUGUAUUUACAUUUAUUAACUCCUGACUCUCAUUUGAUACUUUAUACAAAACAAUUGAAUGCUUUCACUGUAGUUAAAGAAUUUUCCUGAUGCAGAAUUAAAAAUAACUAAAGUCUGAAAAGCAUGUACCCUUGAUCCUGACCCCUGGGAUGCCACCGCUGUUUCAAGUGGUGCUUAUGGUGGAAGACUACAUGUGGACUCAUGCAUUUCUGCUGUGGUAUUAAGCAAUAACCUGAAUAAAUAAGACCAACAUUUUGAAAUAUCCAUCUUUAAAAUAAGACUUUGAAAACUACUGUUAUUUACAAAAACUAGUGCAAAAGCAUCAAGCUAUUUAUUAAACAUGUCUAUGUGUCUGAACAUGUCCUUUUACUUCAACGUAAACUCAACCUGGAGUUUACAUGUAAUCUCUGUAACUAAGAGGGACUUUAUCUUUCCCUCUAAAAGGAAAAACUGGAGAAGUGGCCAGUGACACAUUAACCGCUGAUUUAGGUCUGAUGCUGCAAACAUUUUGCAAGAUGCCUUGGACAUUAUACUAAAACUGGAGGUCUAGCAGAUUUUAAUAUAAUGGGCUGGGUGAACAGCCCUCCUCCUUACUGUCUCCAGCCACACUGUACCUUAAAGGUA